AUGACACCACCAGGACGAAAGAUUGUGGCCGCUCAUUUGGCGGACCACGAACACGAUGAAAACCGAGGACUAAAGGGCUACGUCAAAGCAACAGACUAUGCGCUUCCCUACAUGUCGCAGUGGUCACGAAUCAACGAUGAGGACGUCAAGAGCGAGCUACUCCGCCAUAUAAACUGUGGCUAUCUCUCCACGCAUGGCAUUCCGCCCACUCUCCUUGCAUUGAAGCAACAUGCCCAAUCUCUCUGCGCCCUCAUCCAAUUGCUGCAGCCAGACGUCAAGGUCGCCGAGAUUCAAGUUGAUGGCGCUCCUUUUGCCAGUAGCGACUUUGCCCAGGGAGGUUCCAAGGGUAAGGGUACGACCAGUGCCUCAUCGGCCGACGACGAUCUCGCCAUGAAGUUCGAACUGAACUCAGCUUUCGAUUUCCUCAACGACCUUCGCACACCUUACCACACUGACGAUAUCUACCACCACAAGCCCCUUGUCUCGUUGAUCAACGAAGUCCGUGGGCGCAAUGAGGUGUACGGCACCGAUUACCACUGCCCCUUGACUCAGAUCCAGCACUAUUCGCCCCCCGUAACUUCCAAUACCACUACCGGCCAGGAAAACCAGCCAAGGGAACUUCGCCCCUACUCCAAUCUCCAAAAUCUGCUUAUUCACACCAAUUCCUGCCUGGAGCGCCUCGACCACGAGUACACUGCCACCGGCGGUUUGCUGAGCGUGCUCCCCACCGACGCGGCCCAUGACACCGAAGAGCUCCAACACGCGCGCACCACCUUGCUCGGCCAAUGGCUUCUCUUCACGCAGCACCUCGUCGCGCGCAUGCACGAGCUCGAGCGCAGCUACGGCAACGCGCUCGACGCGCUGGCCGGCGAAGCAGCCAUUCCGCACCAGGUGCUCAGCAAGCUGGGGCCCGACGGCCGGACGGGCCGGGUGGUGGCCUAUCCACAGGACCAGUACAUCCUCGUCAACUCCGGGGAGGACGUUUACGAGUACAUCCACAGCCUGCUCGACAAGCGCGAGGCGGUCCUGCAGGCCAAGGAGCGAGUCUGGCGCAAAAAUGGCGCGGUCGGAGAAGAAAUGUGGCACAAGAACCCACAGACGGGUGCCGGCGCUGACAACGGCACCGACGACAACAACAACAACAACAGCCUCUUCGACCAAAUGGAAAAAGUCGACGGAGACCUCAUCGGCGCCUACUUCAGCCGGGGGAUCGUGCAAGUGGACGUCACCACGCGGUACUACCGCCUCGCCAACUCAGGCAGGAGCGUCCUCUUCGUCGUGCCCGCCCACGCUGUCCACCCGGGCGUGGAGCACACGCGCCUGCUGGAAACCCAGCCGACCAUCAUGGCGACGGUGCAGCCGCGCUACCCGCCGCGCGCGUCCGAGCUGGAGAUGAAGUACAACCGCAAGCUGCGCGAGGCGAGCAAGAUCCAGCAGGAGAAUCUGGACUUGCACUCCGAGAUGGGAUCCCAAAAGGAGCAGAUCCGUACCCUGAAAGCGGAGAUGGAGAGGCUGUCACACACGAGGGAUGCCUUGUUGAAUGGGCUGGGUAAAGGGGAGGUGGAGGCAAAGAAGGAGGCGGAGACGUUGCGGAAGAGGGCGGAGAAGGCGGAGAGGUUGGUGAGGGAGUUGAAGGAGAGGAAGAAGGAGAUGCAGAGUAAGGUGUCCAAGUUGACGAAGCAGAGGGAUAGCUUGAUGCUGGCUGUGGAUGAAGCCUCGGAUGCGGAAUUUGAUAUGAAUGUGAGUUGGGGCGAGUAGAUGUCUCCUUUGGCGGCUGUAAUGGAGUUGGAGGUGGUACAUGUUUGUUGACUUUUGCGGUAC
This is a messenger RNA of Neurospora tetrasperma FGSC 2508, 1821 nucleotides long. RefSeq lists its product as uncharacterized. The record is from RefSeq and is a predicted model, not a curated record. Lineage: Eukaryota; Fungi; Ascomycota; Sordariomycetes; Sordariales; Sordariaceae. The coding region runs from base 1 to 1758 and encodes 585 amino acids. The transcript has a single exon.